AUGGUUGAUGGUUCACACAAACGUCGUUGCUUCGCGUCUUGUUGUUGCGUAUGGAUUUUCAGUCCGGGAACCCAGGGUUUGCUGCGUUUGCAGGAGCGAGGCGUAGCUGAAGCAAGAAUGGCGGGCAUCAGUGAUCGGAAGAAGGUUCCGGCGAUGCCGUCGCACAAGACGUUCAGGGUGAAGAAGAAGCUGGCCAAGAAGAUGAGGCAGAACAGGCCUAUCCCCUACUGGAUCCGCGCGAGGACCGACAAUACCACCAGGUACAAUGCCAAGCGCCGCCGCCGGCGUCGGACCAAGCUUGGAUUCUGAGGUGUUCGCCUCUAUUUCCCGCUUUAAGUUUAGAUUUUUAAGAAUGUUUCUGAGGUCCGAUGAUGAUGUUUCACGACUCUAGAUUUAAGAACCAGUUUGUAAGGAACACGUCGAAGGAAAUCAAACAUUCCGAUUUUUAUU
Prosopis cineraria is the source of this 450-nucleotide messenger RNA. Its product is annotated as 60S ribosomal protein L39-like. Gene Ontology annotation, molecular function: structural constituent of ribosome. Gene Ontology annotation, biological process: translation. Lineage: Eukaryota; Viridiplantae; Streptophyta; Magnoliopsida; Fabales; Fabaceae. The transcript has 3 exons. Gene Ontology annotation, cellular component: ribosome; cytosolic large ribosomal subunit. The record is from RefSeq and is a predicted model, not a curated record. Bases 1 to 309 code for a protein of 102 amino acids.